AUGAUAAAGGCAAGCUGCGAAGGAUCAGAACGGCGACUGCUGCACCUUUGCUAUUUCGCGUGGGGACACAGGGCAACACCUAAGAAACCGACAGAAAUACUGAGCUUCAUCAGCGACCUUAAUUUCAACCGAGAACUACUCAUCAAGGAAGCCGUAGCUGCACAAUGGUUGAAGCAAAAUGAGAGUAGCCCAAUCGUCAUUCACUGCCUCGCAGGCACGACAAGAAGUGCGACGAUUAUUGCUCUGGAUAUAUCUCUAAAAAAAUUAGACGACACAGCAGCCAGAUCUUGUGGACCAAUGGUUGACGUGGACGACGUAGUGCUACGGCUUCGAAACCAAAGAGCCAUGGCUAUUCAGAAACCCGAACAAUAUCUGUUCCUCCACCUCGCCGUUUUCGAACACGCUGUUCGUCAACGAUAUAUCUCAGAAAACACAUAUAAUGAGAUCGAUCUAGAAAACUAUUUCUACAAUCCACAGCGACCAGGAAGUGGAAGUAAAGAUCAAGAAGACACGGGAAGAAAAAGUUCCUCAACGUGA
Molecule: messenger RNA, 537 nt
Organism: Ostertagia ostertagi
Lineage: Eukaryota; Metazoa; Nematoda; Chromadorea; Rhabditida; Trichostrongylidae
Source: the annotation of a GenBank genome assembly